UGUUGGUGGUCGACCUUGUGGAGGAAGACUUCUGCCUUUGGGGAAUGAAAGAGAAUGCCCAGUGGAAAGUUGAAGAACAAUCUGUUGAUCUUGGGAAACCACCUGUAAGAAGUGUUAGUGGUGGGGGUGUGCUUUAAUGGGAGCAAGCUGUCAAGGUUCUUCCUGCAUUGCAAAAAAGCAACUGGUAGUGAGAAAGUGGUAAAAAAUAAUAUUCUUAGCUCAGUGGUAAAGACAUGAAUCCCGUUGGUAAAAGUGUUGAAAACGUUGUAGCGGGAGGAAGUGGAUAUUUAUGCCUGAAAAAUGGUCCAGAAGCAAAUGACGCAGAACAAGUUGUCGAGUGGCAGCAACCGAAGUGAACAAUAUUUACAGCAGUUCCAUGCCAUCUCAAGAGAUUCGUUCACUGUACAUAGACCUACUGUCAACGACCGUCUGUGUGCAGGGGUGUGGAAAAGGAAGAAAUUGUAUUCCCAAAAGGGAUCUUUCCUCUAAAACGACACAUUUGUGCAAUAAUUAAAUUUACACGCGUGUUCGUGAAAAAACAGAUUUUUUUUUACCAAGAGAAUAAGUGUUUAUUUAUAGACUCGUGCCCCAUGUCGGGACGAAUUUGACAACAGGAAAUUUGAUUUUUGGCACGGCGAAGAGAAAUACCUGCCAAAGGAACAGAAAGGACCGGAGCUCAGGAAAAGGCGCACCACGUGAAAGUUUCGAAUAUUUAAAUCCCGCUGGCAGCAAUCCCAUUUUGCGUGGGCAGGAAGUGCUUUCAGCAUCAAGGUGACACAAUUGUGCAAAGAUUACUAUUGAAAGACCCGAUAAAAGGUAGUAGAGAACACAAAGGCGGUCCUACCUGAGGGAGAAACCUUCCAACAGAACGCUUCGUGAAGACCUUCAGCAGCCCAGGGGUUGGGGAUAUUCGACUGGUUCUGCUCACGACGGCAAGCGUGCUAUUUAUUUAUUCGUUCGCGCUCAGUGCCACGGCAGUUUCUUCAACGUACGAAAUUGGAUCAAAAUCAGCGUAUGGACAGUGAACGAUAAACCCGAAAGAAACAAAUCACUCUGGGUUCAAGAAGCGUGCCAAAGCAUUCACAACACACGCACCAACAGAUCGCGAAAGAGAAGAUAACUCGAACAGAGCGUGGAAGAAGGACUAACGCAAGCUUGAAGUUUGUACGUUUCUAUGCAAGAGCCCACACGCCGGUGUGUGAGUGUGAGCGUGUGCCCUGACCAAUUUCCCCACACACACUCACACAUUUAACGUGCCCGUGGUGACCCGAAGAGCGUAUCCGCCGGGGCCCCCUCCCCGUGUGUAGAAGAGAACAUGAAUCAUGGCAAAACUUCGUCAUUACAGGACCAUGACGGCAAUAUGCUUCGUCUGCAAUCUGCCCAUCAUGUCUCACCAGGUGGGACUGGUCUGGCAAGGCGGCAAUGGCUGGGACGAUCUCGUACGGGAACAGGUCGAAGAGUCCACCGUGCGACAACGGCUCGGUGGACGAAGGGACUCGGCUGCUCAAAUCAGUGGGGCAACACCUCCUAGUACUUCACCGCCACCAGGUGCCCAACGUCGCCGUCGCAGUUCGCUGGCUCAGUUAACCGACAUAUUGCGCGAAUGGAGUGGUGGCGGCUCAAAACGGCAGAAAGCUCCACUCAAUCGCCGCGAAACGUUAGCUGACCUCGCGCGAAGUCUACCAUGGAGCAAAGCCAAUACCGUAGAUAGUUAUACCAAUAGCAAUAACAACUCUGGUCAUGCACCUCCGCUCCGCAAACGGCGUGAAUCUAGUGCCGACUCGGGAGUCAAGAGCAUGUCGUGCCGGAAAGACUCGUACGUUGCCGAUUUUCGUGACUUCCGCGAAAGAGAGCGCGAAUUGGACCGAGAGCGGGAGCGCGAAAGAGAACGCGAGAGAGCUAGAGAACGCGAGCGUGAAGAGUAUCUCUACAAUGCAGAAAGCUACCGGAAUGGCUCCCGUCGUAACUCGAACGACUCCAGUCGAGACCGGUCAUCACGCCGAGACUCAACUAUUGGAGGAACGGCAACUCCACCUCUUCCCAAAGUAGUUAGCACCCAGCGGAAACAGCAGAACCGGAAGGAUUCGCUCACCGUAACAGAAAUGCCCAAUUUCCGCCAGGAACAGCGCCCGUCGACCAGUUCGACGGCGUCCGAUUCAGCCCCCCUAUACAUGCCCGUAGGCCAGGUGGAUUCCGCCUGUCAGUCCAUCCAGCCCCCGACCAUAAUCAUGAGUUCGGUAACGCCCCCGGCCACCAGUCCCACCGCGCAAAAGGGUCGUCGCGAUUCGACGACCCAGUGCGGGACCAAAAUGUCCCGCCGCGAUUCCCGUGUAAGUCCUGAACGUGCCCAGCGGCUUUUGAAGCUGCAAAGACAAGCCACUGCCUACGACGAGAGCUGUCUGCCACCGGGUGGAUGGAGCAGGCGCAGCUCCCAGCCAGCGCUUAGUCCGGACGGAGAGGGUCCCGAGCGUCAAGCGAGACGGGAUAGCCUCAGUCCGGACAGUGCUUCCAGAGGCCGCCGUGACUCCCGCACGCAUCUUUCGCCAGAUCGAAGCCACGAGCGUGAAGGAAGCCCUCGGCGGGGACGUCGCCUUCGAAGACAAUCAUCAUCCGCCGCUCGGCAGCCUCGUUCGCCAGACUCGAGCAGUUGCUGCUCAUCUCGAGAUGGGAGUCCGUGCGCCCGUCCUCCACCUCUACCGGUGGAGAAUGCUGUGCGGCCCUCAAUACGCCGCCAGUCGACGACGGAGGAGAUUCUGAUAGCUCGAGGCUUUCGCCGCCAAAGCACCACCGAGGAGAUGAUUCGAUGCCGGAACUUUCGCCGCCAAAGCUCGCAGAGCGACGACACCUGCCGCUACCGUGGUCGGCGAGACUCGUGCGCCCAGAUCAUCGAUGGCACCGUUAGUACCAUGACAGUGGAAACCACUAGUACGUUUUUUGAUUCUAGUACUCAAACAGAACCAUCGCCACUGUAUGAGAACAACCACUAUCACGAGGAAUGUUUGAGGUGCAACUCAUGCGGUCUCAACUUAACCGGCCCCAACCAGAAGAGAGCAAGACGUUUCAAGAAUCAAAUCCUCUGCGAUCUACACUUCGCAGACGUGGCCCUAAUGGAGUGCUCGGACUUUAUGCAACAGCUGCGCAGCUUUAAGCCACAAUCUUUGGGAUGUGCUGUGGCCCGGCGGAAAAGUUCGACCACGCUCAUCUUCCCGCUCCCGCCGCAAGCUUGUUCAGACGAAUUCUGCGAGGACUACCCGCACACUCUGAUUCCCACGCCGGGCUAUUGGAUCGAAUGCUCCCGCCAGAAGAUAGCCUUCCCCAACCAGCACACGAUAUGGGACGACAGCGAAUCGGAGCACGAGGACGUCGCCCGCGGAGGCAUCGAACCACAGCUGGAACGCAACUGCAGCGACCUGUACGAAGACGACGAAGAUUCGGACAACGUGCCAAGUCAGCAUUUCCGCAGAAAAAAGACAGCGAUCGAGGAGCAGUGGGAACAGCAGCAAGGUUUCGAACUUACCUCCGUCGAGCAGGAAACGUACGAGAAGUACUUCUACGGGACCGAGCACUGGAACUACUUCACCAACGACGAGGACCUCGGCCCGGUGAUCCUCUCGAUCAAGCAGGAAACGAUCAACGGACGCGAUCAAUUUAGGAUAUUAGUUAGAGCUAUUUCGUACACCGUACAUGGACUGAUACCAGCCUCUUGUGUUUUUGCUGAUAGGUAUAAUAGAGAAGAAGUAGUUAGAUCGUUAGGUAAAGAAGUAAACUUAAAUCCACCUCUGACGUUAGGACAAUUGCCAGACACACCGGAGGAACUUUUGAAGCUGGACCAGGUUUUCAUAAAAUCUGAACUGAAAGUGGGCGUGAUCUAUGUGAAGGAGGGUCAAUAUACAGAAGAACAAAUUUUAGACAAUAAUGAAAAUUCACCGUUAUUUGAGGAAUUUUUACAGCUACUAGGUGAUAAAGUUAGAUUACGUGGUUUUGAUAAAUACAAAGGCGGCCUUGACACUGUUCAUGAUUUAACAGGACUUUACUCCGUUUAUACAAACUGGCGUUCGAUAGAGAUUAUGUUUCACGUUUCCACACAGCUGCCGUACGAGCGGCACGACCCCCAGAAGCUACAGCGGAAGCGCCACAUCGGUAACGACAUCGUGUGCGUGGUGUUCCUCGAGGCGGACAACACCGCCUUCAGUCCGGCGUGCAUCAAGAGCCAUUUUUUACACACCUUCAUUCUGGUCCGCGUAUCGGCCCGUAUCAAGCGGAAACCGACUCGCUACGAGGUUUCGGUCGUCACGAGAGACGAAGUUGGUGCCUACAAACCGUACCUCUGGGAGCAGUCGGUGUUCGAAAAGGGUCCAAUGUUUCGAGAGUGGCUGCUAACGAAGAUUGUCAACGGCGAGCGAGCAUCCUACUCGGCGCCCAAGUUCGCUCGGAUGCAGGAACGCACCCGUUCGCAGAUGCUCGAAGACAUCGUGGCCAACCUGGCGAACCAUGCCGAAACCGGACAGAUCCCCAAACCAUACCGAAGGGGUUCGUGGAGACCCAUCGGUGAGGAUCCUUGCAUGUUACGAGUGACAGUUAGUUGCUGUAUGCGACUCUAUGUGCCACAUAGACACAUGAGGCCUUCUUCACCGUUACUAGAUUCGGUUAGAGAUCAGUUCGAAGACUACGAUCAAUUAGCGAAAGAUUUUACACGCGUAUUUUUAAAUCUGGAACCUUCGUGUCUCCAGAACGCACAGUUAUUCGACGUAGUAUUUCUAGUAGGGCAGCAAUCCAAACAGCGGGCCCGCUUCAUAGGCGUACGUGCCAUCCUCGGCGUCAGAAGUCGUGUCUUUCAGGAAAUGCUUUACGGCAUUCAAACCGGUUUCGGAUCACCACAGGUGCCGGUUGCGGAGCUACUGGCUCGGCCUGCCCCAACUCUUCUCUCUCCACAGAAUCUACGUCCCAAGAGUAGCAACUUCCUGCAAGUGCCCGAUAUUGAAUCACCUCGACCAAAAAGUGUUCCCUCGUCGCCAAUGGUGAAGCGAGCCUUCUCACGGCUCGGAACGAUAACCGCUGGCUGGGGCCGGUCUAUACGAAAGCAGCAAUCGCAGCUCAAUGCCGACGACAAGAAGAAGUGGGCUUCCUCCCAGGAUUGCUCCGAUAAAGAUGGCAAGGAAAGCAGUUCCAAAAGCAAAGCUAACGCAGGGCAGCUGGCCGUUCCACGGCUUUCGGUUUGUGCUGAUGCCCAAAAGGUUGACCGCGCUAAGCUGGCACAGACUGAGUUUACUAUAAUCGAAUUCGAUCCGGAGACAUUCCGAGUGCUUCUCGACUACCUGCAUACCGGCAGUUGUCCGUUGACGUGUAUAUCAAUUCCUGGUCUCAUUUGUGCUGCAGAACACUACGACUUACCCGAGCUUCUGCAAGCUUGCUUCCACCACGCAAAACAGUUUCUACGAAUAGAUGCCGUUUGCCCGAUGCUAACAGCCCUCGAGAACUACUACUGGCGAUAUACGUCUGCCUCGGAACUUGUGAACAUGAUACUGGCGUUCGUUGAAACACGCGCCUAUGCCCUUUUCCAGGCGACCGAGUUCCUAACAUUGAGCGAAAGCAUGGUCCAAAUGAUCAUGUGUCGAAAUCUGGAAAUACCCGAAGUUCGCAAAUUUGAAGCUAUGCUAGCUUGGGCAAAACACAAGGUGAAAUCGAAAGCUUCAGCCAAAACAGAUGCCAAAGUUGAGUUCCGCUGCAUCAUGGAGCGUCUGGCCCGUGACCUGAAGCUCCACCGAAUAUCGCCGCAGGAACUCAUCAAAAUCGUGCUUCCUUCAAAGGCCAUCAAGAACGAGCGCAUCCUGGAAACGUUGAUGUAUCAAGCGAACAGCGGCAUGUACAGGAUACAGGAUAGCUAUCUGGAGGCAUGCCAGCAGCGGCUGCAGAAACAAGACUCCCGCUACAGCGAGUGGGGCGAGAGCUUCGACUGUGGCUUAUAGGACGAGGAUCAGCUGUAGUGAAGCAGCUGAUCCUCACCAUUCCCGAACCAUACCCAACACCGGACUUUGUUCGAUCAACCACAUUCCCAGUCGAACCUUAUUGCGUCGGUUGUGCUAUUGUCAAACAUAGCCACGGCCAGCAUUUACGAUGACUGCUCUUCUUGGACCCGUCGUUCGGGUUAGGCUUUAUUGUUAUAUGUUACGGAUGUGCUCUAGAGAUUAUGUAUAGAGGAAUUGUUGUUCCUUUUCGUUAGAUGUGUGUACCGAGAGUGGGCCUCCCUUUCGGGCAUGUAGGUACUAGGCGAACGGCGUUCGAUUGCUGCUGUUUACUGUUAUUGGGCGUGGUGUGAUAGAUUUUAUCAGGAUGUGUUUAUGUCCUUUCGCGGCUGUUUGUUAACCUGCGACGAGAUAGCCCAGACCGCGGCGAAGCUUCUCAUUUUAUUUUGUUACGAUUUUUUUCUAAUGCUUAAUAGUGAGGACUGAAAUUACUAAAACCACAACUAUUCAGCCACUACUCUAUUCGUUGCCUCACGAAAUUUCAACAAACUAAGUUAUGUACAUCCAGACUGCAAGCUUUAUCACUUGAUAUAGCGAAUCUUGAACUGAGACUUCAUACGGUAUACAGACAACAAAGAAGCAUCGUAAGGAAAAUAACACUUCAAGAGUGACGCAUAUUUUAUCGCCACAUGUUAGAGUACAAAAGUAAGCAUGCUGAGACCGUAGAGCAUCGUCUCGGUUAGUAGUGACGUCACAUGUUUACAUUCAAACCAUUCAAACUGAAUGUUUACAUAUGUGCUGAGCUUGCUAUGUUGUUUGUAUGCCGUGGAGACUUCAUAUGCAUUAUUUCCAGUGAAAACUAGAUGUACGAACAUUGAUAUUUAAUUUCUAUAUAUCAUAUGGUAUGCCUCGUAGUCUGGACGACACAUAGAUAGGCUUUCUUGCGCUCGACAAAAUCGGGCAUCGCUGUAACAGAGACGAACUUCAGCAAAGUAGGUAUUGCUUUUGUUAGGU
Messenger RNA from Armigeres subalbatus, 6977 nucleotides. RefSeq lists its product as uncharacterized. The record is from RefSeq and is a predicted model, not a curated record. Gene Ontology annotation, molecular function: GTPase activator activity; protein binding. Gene Ontology annotation, cellular component: cytoplasm. Gene Ontology annotation, biological process: activation of GTPase activity; regulation of small GTPase mediated signal transduction. The transcript has 23 exons. NCBI's taxonomy places the organism in Eukaryota, Metazoa, Arthropoda, Insecta, Diptera, Culicidae. The coding region runs from base 1323 to 5966 and encodes 1547 amino acids.